AUGAGCUGGUGGUGGAAGCAGAAACCUGCCUCGAGCAGUGAUGGUGGCAGAGGGGAUGCUGCGUCCGUGCCUCAGACUCAGGACGACGUCGUCACCAUUCCUCCUGUUGCGGUUCCUGAACCCGUCAAACGCACCCUCACCAGGGAUGAACAGAGUGAGCAGGAAUUGAUGGAGUUCCUGAAGGAGCUCCAGACACAAGCAGACCUAGAGCAAGCUCAGAGAACGAACUCCAAACCACCUACAGCACCGUCAUCGCAACAAGCAUCACUGGCCACAGACAUCUCUCCCGACUCCCUCUACCCAGCCGAGAUCUCUUGCAGAUCUGCCUUCGAUUAUGCCAUGUUCUGCCAGAGUUUUGGAGGUCAAUUUGUCAACGUCUAUCGCUAUGGUUCUUUCCGGUCAUGCUCAAAUCACUGGGACGACUUCUGGCUGUGCAUGAAAACCCGGAAUUGGAAAAAGGAGGAUCGUGAGACGGCUAUACGCGAGCAUUAUCGGAAGAAGGCCGUGAAGUGGAAAACGGGCCCGAGCAGUGAAGACAUCUGGGAGGUCCGACGAGAGCCGGUCAAGGAUCCUUUCUCUGGGAAUUUGGCAGAGCUCGAAGCUCAAAUGGCCGAGUACAAGAACAACCAAGCACAUAGUGGCAACGACGCAUAA
Fonsecaea erecta is the source of this 654-nucleotide messenger RNA. RefSeq lists its product as hypothetical. The record is from RefSeq and is a predicted model, not a curated record. Bases 1 to 654 code for a protein of 217 amino acids. NCBI's taxonomy places the organism in Eukaryota, Fungi, Ascomycota, Eurotiomycetes, Chaetothyriales, Herpotrichiellaceae. The transcript has a single exon.